CUUUCGAGACGUCUCAGUUGUCGGUAAGGCCGGCGGGGCGGAUCCCACGUAUCGUGAAAGAGAAAAUAAAGCGACAAAACAACCACAACAACUUGGCUGUGUUGAACAUUUGGCCAUAACGUUCCCCAGUGGAUAUAAAACUUUAAGAUGCCCUCUGCGAUGAAUGCGAACGGGACAGUGCAGGCAGCUAGCCCAGAUGCGGGAUCCUCUCCAGGUUUAAUGGGCUAUAAUGCACUUGGCGGCCAAUCUGAAGUCCUGAAGCAAGUGCUUCUUGUUAUUGACAAGAAGGCCCGCAACAUGGAGAAGAAAAAGAGCAAACUGGAUGACUAUCAAGUUCGAAAGGAUAAAGGCGAGCGUCUUAAUCAGGACCAGCUGGAGGCCCUUUCCAAAUACCAGGAAGUCAUGAAUAACCUGGAAUUUGCCAGGGAGUUGCAGAAGACGUUCAUUACUCUUGGACAAGAUAUACAGAAGGUAGUGAAGAAGUCUGCCCGACGGGAGCAGCUGCAGCGGGAGGAGGCAGAGCAGAGAAGGCUGAAGACAAUUCUGGAGCUGCAGUUUCUUCUGGAUAGACUGGGAGAUGAGUCAGUGCGGCAGGACCUGAAGCAGGGAGUCGGAGGCUCAGCUCUUCUCACGGAAGUGGACCUGAUGGCGUUUGAUGACUUCUACAAAUUGGUGGGGCCAGACCGGGACCAAAAUAUCAGGUUGGCUGACCAGUAUGAGGAGGCAUCCGUGCACCUGUGGGACCUUCUGGAAGGCAGGGACAAGGCUGUGGUUGGAACAACAUAUAAAGCACUCAAGGAGAGGUUGGACCAGCUUUUGCUGAGUGGUUACUUUGAUCAGGUUCCAACUCGCCAAAAUGGAGUGUGUGAGGAGCAGCUGGAGGAGGGGACGCUGGAGGAGGAGGAAGUGGAAGUACAAGUACCAGCAGUCGAGGCAACAGCAACUGAAUCAUCUGAGGCAGAAGAGCAGGCCGUUGACACAGAAACUGAAGUAAUUGAAGAGUACGUAGAGCCUAUUGCAGUGGAAACAAAGGAGUUUGUAAACAGACAGUUCAUUCCAGAUGGCACAUACAGUGGCAGUGAAAAGGAGCAAGGGGAUGAGUGGACCACAGAAACUGAGGUGGUUGCUGCCAUGCAGCAGCAAGAACAACCACCACCCGUGCAGCCUGGCCCUCCUCCUAUUCCGCUGGAGACCCACCCAUUGAGCUUAGUGGCUCCUGUGCCACCUACUGACGCCAUGGUCAGGAAGCAGGUGGUGCAGGACCUAAUGGCACAAAUGCAGGGAACGUACAACUUCAUGCAGGACUCCAUGUUGGAGUUUGAUGGACAGCCCAUUGACCCCGCCAUUGUAUCAGCCCAGCCUAUGAAACCCUCUCAAACCAUGGACUUGCCACAGCUGGUGUGUCCUCCAGUUCAUCCAGACUCGCGGCUAUCGCAUCCCAACACUGUUCCUGUCCAAUCUGAACCCACACAUGUUCCUAUUGUCUCCCCAACGCCAUCACCCAUGUUUCAGACCUCCCACUCACCAGAUUCUCGACCAACAGUACCUAUCAACCCUAUUCAGACGUCCAUGUCGUUGCCCUCAGAGCAUCCUCCUCCUUCCACAUCUCUCCCACCUGCCUCCCAGACACAGGUUUUCCAGCCAGUUCCCAAAACUCCUCACAGCAGUGGCAUCAAUGUCAAUGCUGCACCAUUCCAAUCAAUGCAGACAGUAUUCAACCUCAAUGCGCCAGUCCCGCCUGCUGAGACGGACGCUUUGAACCAGCCCAGCCAGUACCAGAACAGCUUCAACCAGGCCUUCGGCAGUCAGACUCAGCAUCCGGUGGAGCCGACAGAAAUCCAGUCAGAACAACUGCAACCUGCAGUUGGUGCCUUCCAUUCCCAAGACCAGUCUGGAGGCCAUCAACAGCCAUCACAGCAAGGCCCAGGCUUUGGCAGACAGACUCAGUCCUUCUAUAACAGCAGAGGGAUGUCACGUAGCGGAGCUCGCAACGCCAGGGGCAUGAUCAAUGGCUACAGAGGCUCAUCAAAUGGCUUCAGAGGUGCCUACGAUGGUUAUCGGCCUCCUUUUGCCAACACUCCCAAUUCUGGUUAUGGACAGACUCAGUUCAACAGUCCGCGCGAUUACUCAAAUGGGAGUUACCAGAGGGAUGGUUACCAACAGAACUACAAGCGCGGAGUUGGCCAGGGACCCAGAGGCGCAUCGAGAGGCAGCACUCAGGCAAUGAGAUCCUGAAAGGUCUCUAAUAAUGACAAACUGCACCACACUGAAAAUUCCAAAUUCAAGAGUACUUUUACCCCAGCUCACUCUGCUCUCUUCAGUAUGUUUGAUAUUGGACAAUAUCAAUCAAAUCAUUAAUCUGGACACACGCAAAGCUGUGAAUUGAAUCAAGAGAUUUACAGAGGCCAUGUGUAAACAAUAUUCCUGGAAACUUGAAAGAUUUCAUAAGUUAUUUUUUGUAUUAAAAUGCACCUGUCACUGCUGGUCCAAUUCAUGGGAGUUGUUUCCCUUUCUCAGUUGAUAUUGUCAUUUUGGUUUGGGGAAAGAAAGACGUUUUUAUGUUCAGCAACAAGCUCCCUUUCCUUGUUUGUGAACUGAUGUUGCUUUAAGGGUUUCAAUAAAGUUGUGUUGCAUACCCUAAGACCUUGAAUUUGUGCUAUUGGUUAAUAGAUACCAUUCUGUGUGGGCUAUUCCUUUUCGUGCCUUGGUUUCCCAAGGAUGAGAUAAGCUCCUCACACUUGGCCUGUCUCCCUCCCUCUGUAACUGGGUGUUUAACUUUCUAACAGGCAGGCCCCAGUCAGUCAGAGUCCACAAUCGCACAUCCAGCUCAAGAAUUGUGAGCACUGGGACCCCACAGGGGUGUGUGCUGAGUCCACUCCUCUACACGCUCUUCACCUACGAUUGCGUGGCCUCCCAGAACAACACCAGCAUCAUUAAAUUUGCGGAUGACACUACAGUCAUCGGACUGAUCACUGGUGGUGUUGGAACAUCAUACAGAAGAGAGGUGGCGGACCUCAUAGCUUGGUGUCGUGAUAACAAUCUCCUUCUCAAUACAGAUAAGACUAAAGAGAUGAUCAUCGACCCAAGAACAAGGGAAAAGGAGCCGCAUAGACCCCUGUUUAUUGAUGAGACUGAGGUGGAGAGGGUGAAAA
Dunckerocampus dactyliophorus (ringed pipefish) is the source of this 3152-nucleotide messenger RNA. It is a transcript of the gene caprin1b, whose product is annotated as cell cycle associated protein 1b. Gene Ontology annotation, cellular component: cytoplasm. The record is from RefSeq and is a predicted model, not a curated record. Bases 148 to 2235 code for a protein of 695 amino acids. NCBI's taxonomy places the organism in Eukaryota, Metazoa, Chordata, Actinopteri, Syngnathiformes, Syngnathidae. Gene Ontology annotation, molecular function: RNA binding. The transcript has 18 exons.